Teleopsis dalmanni is the source of this 3443-nucleotide messenger RNA. RefSeq lists its product as uncharacterized. The transcript is spliced from 10 exons. The coding region runs from base 107 to 2362 and encodes 751 amino acids. Lineage: Eukaryota; Metazoa; Arthropoda; Insecta; Diptera; Diopsidae. The record is from RefSeq and is a predicted model, not a curated record. Gene Ontology annotation, molecular function: carbohydrate binding.
UUGCCUUCUUAAGCUUUGCUGUGUUGUUUUAUUUGUCAUGUCCUGUUUAAAAAGUUAAGAGUCCAAUGUGGACAUUUGUGAAAAUAAAAGAUUUUCUGCCAAACGAAUGCUUUAUUUACGACAAUCGCACACACUUUGGCGAUACAUGAGCGCAAGGAUAAUGAAAAGUUCUAAACAGAAGCUGCUGUUUCUAUGUACUCUCUGUGUAUUGCAUGUGGUGUACGGUGAAAUUAUUUUACGAGUGGAUCCCUUGGCUCUUCUGUCAGCCACAUUACGAACAUAUCAAAAGGUGGCUUGUGAUACAGAUCAGGUAUUAAUUGCUUGCCCACGAGGGACUAGUAUUUCUAUCGAGUUCGCACAAUAUAACAAAUUUAUAGCGAAAGAUGGCGUAAGCAUUGAUGAGUUGUGUCCUGCUGAAGGAGACAUGACUCCAAUUCGUUCAAAAGCAAAACAUUUGUUGCGUGGCUCCACAUUUGGUUAUCCCACGCAACAAGUAGCAGCAACCCAAUUCGCCACUGCCGACUAUGCUUUAACGCAAAAUAAAGGUGACUUAACAAAAUCGAAUUCAAGCGCAAAUGCUACAUCAGCUGAGAUGGGCAAAACCGACACUGAACAUAAUACACCGGAAAACUGUAUGUGGCCAAAUGCUUUACAGUAUUCACUACUGCAGGCUGUAGUUGAAGCAUGUCAAAAAAGAAGGCACUGUAAAUUUAAUGGAACCCCACAGUAUUAUGACGCGGAUUCAAGCGGAGUUGGCGAAAAUAGUUACGAUAGCAAUUAUCACAGUUCCAGCACAGCAAAUACAAAUGCGGUUGAUAUGGAUCCUUGCCCAAAACGAAGAAAAAUUGUUGAAGUAGCUUAUAAAUGUCGUCCAUAUGAAUUCCGCAGUAAAGUGGCCUGCCAUAAUGAUGCCGCACAGUUGGAGUGUAAUCCUUAUUCCCGAAUUGCUGUUUACAGUGCUACUUUUGGCCGCACUGAAUAUGAGAGCAUACAAUGCCCACAACCACAAGGAGUUAGGGAAGAAACGUGUUUAGCCUCGAGGGCUACUGAAACAGUUAUGCAAAUAUGUCACGGUCGCCGUCGGUGCAAUAUAGCUGCCAAUGCUAAUACAUUUGGUUCGCCCUGUCAACCAAAUUCACGAAUGUAUCUCAAAGUUGUUUACACAUGUGUACCCAAGCAAGUGCUUAAAGAUCGUUAUGAAUCGGAAGUUGAAGUCGAUGAAGCAGAAGACUUUGAUGGGAAUAUCAAUGAGUUGUAUGAUGAUGAUUUAAUUUAUAAGGAAUCGCAAGCAAUUCCAAAACUUUAUAGUAACGCUACAGUCAAUGUUGAUAGGAUAAAUUUUUCUACAUCUGUAACGACAAUAACAUUAGAAGCAAACGACUCCACAAUUUUUCAUAGAGAUAUCAGUGAUGUUAAUCCUGUUAUGACGCAUAGCGGAGAUUUAACUCUUGAGGAUGACCAGGAGCGGUUGUAUAUUUAUUUAUUAGUGAGUGCAUCACUGGGUGUAAUUGUUUGUAUCAUCAUUGUUGGACUUAGAGUAUUAGUUCAAAAACGUCAAGAUUCAAGUCAUGAUACACAAGCCCCUAUGUCAGUUAAAACUACUGGAGGAGGAAUUUCCUGUGCUGAAACAACAAUACCAAAUGGAUUCAAUGACACAAUUUCAGAGAUAGACACUGAUAUCGAUUUAACAACUCCAGUUGCUGUAUCAAGCGUAUCUAACAAUGAAAACUACAUAACAUACUGUCCUUCUGCGAGUUUAUAUGGUCCUUCAGUAAUGUCAAAUAUGACAUCUACAGUUGUCUUACAUGGAAGCGCAAUUGGAUGUCCAACAACUGGUCUGGUAGCGAAUCGAACCCAGUGUGGACUUCGACAAUCGCCUGAUGUUAUAGGAAUCUCGACAAGUACUCACUUUACUACAAACACUUCAAAUGCAGAAAGGCAAACAAAUGAAGAUGCAAUACUGGCUCCUGCAAUUGUGAUUAGUGGUGCCAAUACAUAUGUCAAUAGUGCAUGCGGCAUUAAUACUAAAGAUGCAAUUGUACCAACGCUGACGCAUUACACUACUGUACCGAGUUUUCGUCCAGAUUACAUUAUUAGUUCAGAUAAAGGUAUUCCGAGACCGCCAAAUACAACAAAUCUACAGAAACCGAUUCAAAAUAUAUUCACAAAUCAACAAUUGCAACCACAACAUCAACAAAUAACAGGACUAUCAAAUACCAACCCAAUGUCAUCAACAUCAACAGUCUGCAUAAACCCGACUGCCUCUCUAUCAGUUUUACAACAACAGCCAUCAUAUGAUGGGACAGCACCACGCACUCUUUCUACCGGUGUACCAGUUGAUUCACAAUUCUAUUACGGAUGACAGAAUCCAUUGAAAAAUGAAAAAGUUCCACAAAUCUUGUUAACACCUGUCGUACAGAGUAAUCGAAAAACGGGGCACAUUAUUGAUUCAGCAGAAAGCAAUUGUGUUUUACAAUCUUCUCAAAACAAAAUGGAAUCAUUGUCACAAACUAAUAUGAACGACGAUACCCACAUUACCCAACCUAGUCUAACUUUAGGAAGAAAAAGUAAACAAGAUUCUCAACAGAAAAUAACAAGUAAUGAUAGUUUGAAACGACGCUAUUGUUUCUAACUUCAUAUGAAGAGGACUAGUAAUAUAUUAUUAUAUGCGAAAUGGAAGUUAUUAGUUUUUUAAAUAACUUAGAAGUUGUAUUAGAUGUUGAAAAAAAUUGACAUGUUGUGCAUAUGAGUACAAUGGUACUUUGACUUCUUAGGGCAAACAUUGGAGUAACAGUGACAAAAUGUUGUUUAUAAAAUGUAUUUGUCUUAUGUUGCCAACAUAAUCACCAGACACAUUUCCAGACUUUAAAUAUAUAUUUUUUUUUUGGAUUUUUUGAUUUUGAAGCGGUUUCUUUUAUAUGAGAGUAGUAGAUUGUAUACAUAUAUAACUGUUUAUACCGUGUUUGCUGCACGGGAUACUUCAUCUAUUCCAGAGUAAUGUUAAUUACGGAUAAAUAAAAUUGGGGGUAUUGUACCUAAAGAUACGUAUUUGAUGUUCGACUUAAGCUAUAAAAUUGGUGUUGUUGUGAUUCCUCACAGAAGCAAGGGUUCGUUUGUAAACUCUCAAAUAAAAGGAACGAAUGGUUAGCAAAUUUUAUAAUUCCGAAUAAUUGCAUACUUUAAGUUCAAGAUGAUACUUACCUUUAUGAAGGUUGUGAUAAAAAUUUAAUUAUUAAUAAUUAAUUUGAAAAGAAAUAUAAAUAAAAUGAAAUCAGUUGUUUCAAUUGGGGAACAAUUUUGCUCAACUGAUAAUUAUUAUGAUGCACUUGCCUUGUUAUGGUAAGAAAAAUAAAACUACCGAGCAAUAAACUGCUAAUUGUUGUGAUAUACAUUGUGACUGAAAAGCUUUCGGAAAUUCUCAUUUAAAAUUCGCGCGCUGUAUA